Molecule: messenger RNA, 1959 nt
Organism: Suhomyces tanzawaensis NRRL Y-17324
Lineage: Eukaryota; Fungi; Ascomycota; Pichiomycetes; Serinales; Debaryomycetaceae
Gene: RPS24
Product: 40S ribosomal protein eS24
Exons: 2
Coding region: 1-1959 (652 amino acids)
Biological process (GO): translation
Cellular component (GO): ribosome
Molecular function (GO): structural constituent of ribosome; aldehyde dehydrogenase (NAD+) activity
Source: RefSeq, a predicted model, not a curated record
AUGAACAGAGCCUCUACCACCGCAAGAGUCCUUGCCCGCGCAUCCUACAAUGUUUCGCUGAGAAUGUACUCCUCGUUGCCAUUGUCCGUGCCAAUCACACUUCCAAACGGCACAACCUACGAGCAGCCCACCGGUUUGUUCAUCAACAACGAGUUUGUCAAGUCUAAGCUGGCCAAGACCUUCCAGGUGUUGUCCCCAUCCACCGAGGAGGAAAUCUCCCACGUCUACGAAGGUGACAAGGAGGACGUCGACAUUGCAGUCGAGGCUGCUUCCAAGGCCUUCCAGAGCGAAUGGUUCAAGGGCGACCCCCUCGACCGUUCGUUGGCCAUCAACAAGUUGGCUGACUUGGUGGAGCAAAACGCUGAAACGUUUGCUCACAUCGAGUCUCUCGACAACGGUAAGUCUUUGGCCAACUCCAGAGGUGAUGUCGAGCUUGUGGUGAAAUACUUACGUUCCUGUGCCGGCUGGACCGACAAGAUUCUCGGGAAUGUCAUCGAAACAGGCGACUCUCACUUCAACUAUACACGCAGAGAGCCAAUUGGGGUUUGUGGUCAAAUCAUCCCAUGGAACUUUCCUCUCUUGAUGGCUGCCUGGAAAUUGGGCCCUGUGUUGGCCACUGGCUGCACCACCGUGUUGAAAACCGCUGAAUCUACUCCUCUCUCUGCUUUGUACUUGGCCAGCUUCAUCAAGGAAGCUGGAAUUCCUGCUGGUGUUAUCAACAUUGUUUCUGGUUUCGGUAAAACUGUCGGUGACGCCAUUGCCAGACACAACAAGAUCAAGAAGGUCGCCUUUACCGGUUCUACCCCGGUUGGUAGAGAAAUCAUGAAGAUUGCUGCUGAAACUAACUUGAAGAAGGUCACUUUGGAAUUGGGUGGUAAGUCCGCCAACAUUGUUUUUGAUGAUGCUAACGUCGAUGUUGCUGUUUCUGCGUUGACCAACGGUAUUUUCUACAACACCGGUGAGGUCUGCUCUGCUGGUUCUAGAGUCUACGUUCAAGAAGGUAUUUACGACGAGAUUAUUGCUGCUUUCAAGAAGGUUGCUGAAGAAGUCAAGAUUGGAGACCCCUUCACCGAGGGCCAAUUUAUGGGUGCCCAAGCCUCUCAAGCUCAAUUCGAAAAGAUCUUGAGAUACAUUGAAAUCGGAAUGGACGAAGGUGCCACUCUUGUUACUGGAGGUACCAGACACGGUGAAAAGGGUUUCUUUAUUAGACCCACUAUUUUCUCCAAUGUCAGACCAGACAUGCAAAUCCUGAGAGAAGAAAUCUUCGGUCCUGUUGUCACUUUCUCCAAGUUCAAGACCAUUGAUGAAGUUGUCGAAUCGGCCAACGAUUCCGACUUUGGAUUGGCUGCUGGUGUUCACACCUCCAACCUUAACACUGCGCUCAACAUUUCCAAGAGACUUAAUGCCGGUACUGUCUGGGUCAACACUUACAAUGACUUCAAUGCUAUGGUUCCAUUUGGUGGUUUCAACACCUCUGGUAUUGGCAGAGAGUUGGGUGUCGAAGCAUUGGACAACUACACCCAAACCAAGGCUGUCAGAAUCGGUUCUUUACAGAGUGACGCCAUUACCAUCAGAACUCGUAAGGUUAUUUCCAACCCAUUGUUGGCCAGAAGACAAUUCGUCAUCGACGUCUUGCACCCAAACAGAGCCAACGUCUCCAAGGACGAAUUACGUGAAAAGUUGGCUGAAAUCUACAAGGCUGAAAAGGAUGCUGUUUCCGUCUUCGACUUCAGAACCCAAUUCGGUGGUGGUAAGUCCACUGGUUUCGGUUUGAUCUACCAAUCCGUUGCCGACGCCAAGAAGUUCGAACCAAACUACAGAUUGGUCAGAUACGGUUUGGCUUCCAAGGUUGACAAGGCUGGUAGACAACAAAGAAAGCAAAAGAAGAACAGAGACAAGAAGAUCUUUGGUACUCAAAAGCGUGCCGCCAAGAGAGCUGCUAAGAGAAACGCUGAAUAA